This is a messenger RNA of Amblyraja radiata (thorny skate), 2216 nucleotides long. Its product is annotated as tumor necrosis factor receptor superfamily member 1B-like. Bases 90 to 1601 code for a protein of 503 amino acids. The record is from RefSeq and is a predicted model, not a curated record. Lineage: Eukaryota; Metazoa; Chordata; Chondrichthyes; Rajiformes; Rajidae. The transcript is spliced from 11 exons. Gene Ontology annotation, biological process: extrinsic apoptotic signaling pathway; intrinsic apoptotic signaling pathway in response to DNA damage; positive regulation of membrane protein ectodomain proteolysis. Gene Ontology annotation, molecular function: tumor necrosis factor binding; tumor necrosis factor receptor activity.
AUUUCCGCGCUUGCAGCGGCUCUGGCAGCCAGUUUCCCAGCGCCCGCUAACACUGUCCGGCGUCCGAGACCCUUCUGCCCCGGGGUGAAAUGAUCUUCCAACGCCUUCUGUACGUGUUCCUGAUGUCGCUGCCCGGGGUCGCGGUUCAACAGGAUUAUUCUCCCCCAAUGAAAAGUGCAUCUGACUGCCUGAAUAAAACAACAGAAUACUUCAAUAAAGAUUUAAAUUUGUGCUGCAGCAAUUGCCAACCAGGUACCCGCGUGGCCCAGUAUUGCACGAAGGAGAUGGACACACAAUGCAAGCCCUGCGGGGAUAAGCAGUUCACGGCAUAUUGGCACAGGAUGAAGAAAUGCAAGGGAUGUGCAGCUCAGUGCUCGGAUGACCAGGAACAGGAGCAGCCCUGCACACUGACCACCAUGAGGAUAUGUCGCUGCCGCCAGGGCUUCCACUGCAUUGAUCUUUCUGACAGGACGUGUAACCAAUGCCAGAAACACCAUGAAUGCAAGGCUGGUUUUGGUGUGAUCGCGCAAGAAGAUAAAGACGCCGAUGUAAAAUGUGCUCCAUGUGCUUCUGGAACAUUCUCGAACAGCAUCUCUUCCACUGAGGCCUGCAAACUGCACACUGAGUGUCCAGCGCUGGGGAGAAAGAUUUUACAGGAGGGAACCAGCGAGGAAGAUGUAGUUUGCAGCGAUGAACUACAACCACGGUCCCCGACUCCGAGGACCAUCGUUGCAACGGUUGCAGGUGGUCCGCCACUGCCACAGGUCACAUCUGAGACAACUGUGGAACCAAUAAACGAGACUCUUGCCACGGGCAGCGGCCCCCCCCUGCACGUUCCUUCUCGUCCCUGGCUGCUGGGUAUUGGCUUUGGGAUUUUGGCCUUAAUCGUUUUGGCCGUUGUGGCUACAGUCUGUUUCCUUCACAAGAGAAAAGGGCGGGAUCCUGAUCCAAAAGAUAGAGUGCCUCUGAAUAAUGUGGCCCAAGUGGAGACGAUCUGUUUAAUUAGCGAGACUGAAGCCAAGCAGUUGCCUGGGAGCAGGACCUGGGAGCAGAAUGGUGGAGUAGGGUCACUGGGCGACCAUCGCUCUUCAUUGUCCAGGUCCAGCAGUGAGGAGUCACGAGACGCCAGGAAGAAUGGCCUGAAGGAGGUGGAUCAGUUGCAGACUCACGAUGCUCUUUUGAAGAAUGAUUCACAGGGGGAUUGUCAAGAAGACCAGGGAUACAUCAGCCGGGAAUCCCGGCCCAGCUCAGGAACCCCGUCACCCAUCAUGGAAUUCAGCGGAAACCCAACGGUGAGCGUUACGAUAAACACCGGCAAGUGUUUCGUCAACUGCUACCAUUGUCAGGAGGACAAGUCCUCUGGCCCAGGGUUGGACGUGGACCAGAGUCGCGCUCCCGAGGAGGAGCAGGGGAUUGAAAUGGAUGAGGGGUUCCCAAUCCAGGAGGAACAGAGGGAUUCGGAUUCGGAGAAGUGGAAGGAGAAUGGUUCUUCUGUGGUGGCGGUGCCCCAGGCCAGCUGGCUGGACAACUCGGUGCCACAUCAGGAGGAAGGGAAGGAGUCACAUCUUCCCGUUCAAGACACAUCUGGGAAUGUUUACUGAGUGUGGAAUGAAGGCCACACAAUGGCCUGGAUCUCUGUGCUGAAGCCCCUGGAGGGCUUUGAAUGAGGCUCCUGUCUAACUUGCUGGUUGGUGCUCAUUCCCCCCCCCUCCCCCCGUGAAAUUUCAUCCUCACCCAACGUGAACCCAGUGCCGGGGAAUGGAGAACUUGCUGGGAUCUUCAGAGCUGCAGUUGAUUUUAAAAACCAGCAGCUCUUAUCAUUGUGACAAGGGUGAACCAUUCACACGGUGUUACUGAGGCCAAUAAAAGCCUGGUGUUCCCCCAUCGACACGCAAGACGCUGCUUAGUCCACUGGCAACAGCAGCGGGCAGGCAGGCAGGCAAGGAGGGAUAUCAGCCCUCAUCCAACCUGUCUCACCCAGUGAAAUUCUCCACGUGCCACGAUUUAUUCCACUAUCCUCUUCACCCAAAUCCUCAGGUAGUCUGCAGGAGGAUAAAGACAGGGGAGAUUCCGUUACCAUGGCUCUCUCUCGCACCCGGUUAAUGAAGGGAACACAUGUUGUACCUGCCCCUGCCAGAAACAAGGCAAUGUUCCCCCACUACCUCUCCCACCACUAGUGCUGAUGUAUUCCCCGAAGGUAAUGCCAUCUGACAUUC